Arthroderma uncinatum is the source of this 249-nucleotide messenger RNA. RefSeq names its product 40S ribosomal protein S27. The transcript has 3 exons. Lineage: Eukaryota; Fungi; Ascomycota; Eurotiomycetes; Onygenales; Arthrodermataceae. The record is from RefSeq and is a predicted model, not a curated record. Gene Ontology annotation, cellular component: ribosome; cytosolic small ribosomal subunit. Bases 1 to 249 code for a protein of 82 amino acids. Gene Ontology annotation, molecular function: RNA binding; structural constituent of ribosome. Gene Ontology annotation, biological process: ribosomal small subunit assembly; translation.
AUGGUUCUCGCGGUCGACCUCCUCAACCCGCAGCCUCAGUCGGAGGCUCGCAAGCACAAGCUCAAGACCCUCGUGCCUGCUCCCCGAUCCUUCUUCAUGGACGUCAAGUGCCCCGGUUGCUUCACAAUCACCACCGUCUUCUCGCACGCCCAGACCGUCGUCAUCUGCGCCGGAUGCUCCACCGUCCUUUGCCAGCCUACCGGUGGUAAGGCCAGAUUGACCGAGGGAUGCUCGUUCAGGAGGAAGUAG